Messenger RNA from Octodon degus (degu), 1509 nucleotides. It is a transcript of the gene Fam199x, whose product is annotated as family with sequence similarity 199, X-linked. The record is from RefSeq and is a predicted model, not a curated record. NCBI's taxonomy places the organism in Eukaryota, Metazoa, Chordata, Mammalia, Rodentia, Octodontidae. The transcript has 6 exons. The coding region runs from base 288 to 1448 and encodes 386 amino acids.
GCGGUGCGGCGCUGAGUGGCUGGGCCGGCGGCUGCGGCGUAGGCUGCAGAUCCCACCAAAGCGAGGGCUGGGGGGUUGGCGGGUGGGUGCUGUGUCCCGGAGCAGCCUCUCGGCGCGACCCCGCACUCCCUGGGCAGCCCGUGGGCCUCUGCCCCCAGCGCGUGACUGAGCUCCGGCGGGCGCACCCCGUGAGCGGCGGCAAUCUCGGACAGGUUAGGUUGCGGGCAGGGGAAGGCGCGGGAGCACCGAAGGCCAGAGAAAGAGCCCAAAUCAGGCCAUCUCCAGCUAUGUCUGACGAGGCGUCGGCCACCACUUCCUAUGAGAAGUUUCUAACCCCUGAAGAACCUUUCCCGCUUCUGGGACCCCCUCGCGGCGUGGGCACCUGCCCCAGCGAGGAGCCGGGCUGCCUGGACAUCAGCGAUUUUGGUUGCCAGCUCUCUUCCUGCCAUCGCACUGAUCCGCUCCACCGCUUCCAUACCAACAGGUGGAACCUAACUUCCUGUGGAACCAGUGUGGCCAGCUCCGAGUGCAGUGAGGAGCUCUUCUCAUCCGUUUCUGUGGGCGAUCAAGACGACUGCUAUUCUCUGUUAGAUGAUCAAGAGUUCACAUCUUUUGAUUUGUUCCCUGAGGGCAGUGUCUGCAGUGACGUCUCUUCUUCUAUAAGUACUUACUGGGAUUGGUCAGAUAGCGAAUUUGAAUGGCAGUUACCAGGCAGUGACAUUGCCAGCGGGAGUGAUGUACUUUCUGAUGUCAUACCAAGUAUACCAAGUUCACCUUGCCUGCUUCCAAAAAAGAAAAAUAAGCACCAGAAUUUAGAUGAGCUUCCUUGGAGUGCAAUGACAAAUGAUGAGCAGGUGGAAUAUAUUGAAUAUCUGAGUCGUAAAGUUAGUACUGAAAUGGGUCUUCGGGAGCAACUUGAUAUUAUUAAAAUCAUUGAUCCAUCUGCUCAAAUCUCCCCUACAGACAGUGAGUUUAUUAUUGAACUUAACUGUCUCACAGAUGAAAAACUGAAGCAGGUCAGAAACUAUAUUAAGGAACAUAGCCCUCGCCAGCGGCCUGCAAGAGAGGCCUGGAAAAGAAGCAACUUUAGUUGUGCAAGCACCAGUGGAGUGAGCGGGGCCAGUGCCAGCAGCAGCAGCGCCAGCAUGGUCAGUUCCGCAAGCAGCAGUGGGUCCAGUGUCGGAAACUCUGCUUCCAACUCCAGUGCCAACAUGAGUCGAGCACACAGUGACAGCAACCUGUCUACAAGUGCAGCAGAGCGGAUUCGGGAUUCAAAAAAGCGAUCUAAGCAGCGGAAAUUACAGCAGAAAGCUUUCCGCAAGAGGCAGCUGAAGGAGCAGAGGCAGGCCCGGAAGGAGAGGCUGAGUGGGCUCUUCCUCAAUGAAGAGGUGCUGUCCUUGAAAGUGACUGAGGAAGACCAUGAAGCAGAUGUUGAUGUUUUGAUGUAAUAAGGAUGGAUUUAUCACCACUCAUUCUAAGCAUUAUUCUGUUCUUGUUGGUUUACAUGCA